Amoebophrya sp. A120 is the source of this 26482-nucleotide messenger RNA. Lineage: Eukaryota; Dinophyceae; Syndiniales; Amoebophryaceae. The record is from the annotation of a GenBank genome assembly.
AUGUCCAUGGAUGAGUGGAAAGAACAUGGCGACAACAGUGCCAAGCUGUUCGAGGCCAUGGCCAAGGACGCUUUGAUGACUUUGAACGAAGUUCGCGAAACGAUAUCAGACAGCAACGUGGUCGCGCAUCUACAUAUGUAGUGGAGUGCUGGAUUGUGUAUCUAUCAGGUCUGCUGCAGCCUGACGGUGCCUGAGAACGCACUACAGCUAUGCAUUCGCGCAAUAACAACCAUUGCAUCUGCAAAGAUAGAUGCUGCGAACCUGCUUACUGGUCAUAAUUGGCUUGCUUAACCCAAUAUAAGGAAGAGUUCGAAAACCUUCACGCAGCUCUCCGGAAGGCACACGAGAACGAGCGUCGAUUGAUUAAGAAGUCCAAGGAGCUGGCUAAGGAGUUGCACAAUUACCAAACAAAAGUGUCGGACACGCUGCAACAGUCCGAAGGCAAUCACGAAUUGUGCCUGCAGUUGAAUGCGGACAUCAAGGGACUUGGCAAGAAGAUUACCGACAUAUCGAGGUGAAAAAUGUGAUGUAAUGCUGCAGGUGCAAAAAGAAAUAGAAAAACAAAAGCCGACAGCGAUCUGCCCCGUGUGGACCCUAAGCGAGAAACUGCCCUUUUGUAUGACGUGACCAGUUUACUUCACGCAUUGCGGGCAUCAGAGUCGCAACCGGGUUGCACCGGCUUGAUCAGAGCUGCGCUCUCGCGGUAUCGUGUAAAUGAAAAUAGAAGAUGAUCAAGUGCUGUUUAUGCUCCUGCCAGCGCUGCCAGGUGCGGGCUCAGUGUCGCUUCUCUGCCGCCAUGUAAAAUAGACGCGAAAGCGUGCAAAUUUGAGGACGUCAAAUGCAACUUCAAGCUCGAAAGCGUACAAAUAUGGGAACUUCAAACUUAUUGUUAUUUCGAGCACUGCAACAGCUAUGCGUGUGCCCAGUUAGAGCGGGGCAGCGCGUUUAAAUAAAAACGAACUCCUGCUGGGUUCAAUUGGUAUAAAUCCACUCGGUCGACGGAUGGGAGAGACCUGAGCUGCUUCGUGUGGGCAUCUUCGCUCAUUUGUGACGGUUUCGAUACGAAACAAUCAGUGGAAAUGAAAAGCGGGACUCAAGAAGCAUCGACGCGGCCCGGCAUAUCCUGGGGAGCCUGGUCGUGGUCUCUACGGCCAAAGGGGACCCGAGCGCGGAACACUUGGUGAAGCGCGGGGCACUUUCUGUAUUUAGUUUUGUUUUUUUUCUGGCUCGCCAGAUAGUUUUAAGACUAUCGAAGAAGCUUGUGCUCGCCUUGUUUUUUUUCUGGCCGGGCAUUAGCUUGGGGUGGGAGUUUCCCCGUCGACUUCGUCAGAGUCUGGGUUCGAGCAGCUCUUGGCCCUUACCCGGAGGCUUUCGAUGGUUUGAUCGGUGGAUGGGGAUCGCUUUCUAUCUCCUGAACGCUACGGGUGGACAGCUGGCAACCCUGGCGGACACAAAACGGGUGUCCGUCCGCUACUAAAACGGCCGGCGUUCGGACUUCUGUGAUGCAGCUGGCGACUAACCGAGGACCGAGGGCAGGCAAUUAACCUCGAGGAAGCUAGCGCAUCACUCAGACAGUUCCGGGCUCACCUGAUGGCAACCUGCGCGAUCAAAGAAGCUUUUCUCGCAUUGUUUUUUUUUUCUACAUGGCAGCGGACCCGCUUCAUUUUCAGUUUCGGAGCGCUUUCCCGUCUGUAUCCGCAGGGGGUUGCGCACGUGUCUGUAGACCGCUUCAGUUUUUCAGUUUUCAGAAGCGCCCCGCGGUCGGAAUGCUUCUGAUGGUAGACGUGGGUCAGGAAUUUUGCGGCUUCGCGCCGUCAGUUUCAGGCUCAGGCGCGCUUUCCGGUCCAUUUCCGCCGGGGCGCCCUUCUACUUUUUCGCGUUUUUGCGCACACCGCCGCCCUCCUGGUCGGAUUUCAGAAAAACGACGGCGCUGAGCUUGGCCGCCCACUUUAUCACGCCCGGGGUGCCUACCCGUAGCCCAGGGGCUUGGGAAACUGCCACAAGGCCAAUACCGCCGGGACUUAUGAAAUUGCCACAAGGCCAAUACCGCCGGGAUUUUUGACACUGCCACAGGGCCAGUACCGUCGGGAUUUGACCGCAGAAACGGCGCAAAUGUACCCCGUGCAGGCGUGUCCACCUGACGCGGCUUCCAACCCUGGCAGGGGGUCAGGGCUAAAAUAUUCUUUCCGCCUGGCAGGGCCCGACUUUGGCGGCCCGAAGGGGCUCCCGGAAAUGGGCAAAGUGGCGCAGCUUUUUUGGCUCCGCCUUUCUCCGCCCCCCUGCCCUCCGUCGUUCAUGACGUAGGCCCCGACGGCAGGGUGGCCUGCAGAGGGGGCUAGUUUGUCUGAGGGGGGCUAGAAAGGAUGCCCCGCUGCGGAUCGGCCGGAUAUCGCCUGCGGCAGGGAAGUCGUUGACCCCGCGCCGGCCUGCAGGCCCCUGCGGUAAGCCUCGAAGACAAAUCCGGAAUCCGGCCCCCGGAGGCCGGCGGUGGGUGCCGUGCAUUUUGUGCCUGCAUGCACGCACUAAAGGUAGCAGCGUCGUGCCUCAUCCCGCCCGGCGUCGGCAGUGUUCCGGUGGAAAGCGACACACUUGGCCCCUACUCUGCGGCCCAAGGAGCAGGGCCGGCCCUCUAAUAGAUGGCGCAUCUUCUUGGCGGGGCAAAGUGAGGAAAGCGCUGGCGGACAUUCGCGCUAUCCAGAUGCCCACUCACGCACUCGGUUACCACCAUCGCCAUCCGGGCGCAGCCUUCAUGCCGUGAGAGAAGCCGCUUGGGGGGCCGCCCCCGCCGUAGGGGUCGUUUGCCGAAAAUUUUAAAGGGCCCGGCGCGGGUUGCUAGCUGAAAGGCAGGGGGGGCGCGUUGGCUGGCCCAGGGCCAGCGCGAAAGAUUCGGUGCCGGCCGCGGCGUUUGUUUUCGUGAAUUCUGCCAUGACCGUAGCGGCCCGGCUUGCGUCACGUUUGCCUCCUUGAUGUAACAACACUGAGAAAGUCUCAACGAAGCGACAACUAUGCGAAUCGUACGAGAAGCAGAUUGCGGACCUGCUUAUGGUAUUGCUAGAGCGGCAAUCGUCAAAAUACAUGAGCGCAGGUGGGCGAUGACACGGCUGAUACAAAAGCGCAAACACGGAAAAUGGCACAAACGCAGCGAGCCCUAGGCACUCAGAGUGCCUCGCUAGCGAUAACGCCCCGAGAGAUCGAGGUAGCGGAUUUUGAGUGCAACGAGCACGACAGCGAGGCCCGGCACGCCGUUCGCCCCGGGCUGCGUCCUUGCCGUAGCUGCGAGCCUUUUUUCCUCGCGCUUCAGCGGGGAUUGUUUUUCGGUUGGGAGCUUUUGGAGUUUUCCUGCGGAGGGCCCUCUUUUCCAAAAGUGCCCGGAGGUGUUCUGCCGGCAGCCUUGUGGUAAGCCAGCACGGAUUGUGCGAAAGGCCUGCCACCCUAGACGCGGCCUACUCGCGCUACAGCCAAAAGGGUGCCCGCAGUGCGGCUGCGAAGGGCAUGCAGCGCAGCUGGUGUCGCACUCGCAGCGCAGCUGGUGCUGCGGAGGUUGCUUGCAUUUCCAGCAACCGCGGGAGCGGCCGCGGGCAAAGCAGUUUCUUAGGCGGGGCAGCUUGGUAAAGGCUGCAGGUUUCGGGGUGUGCCGGCGAGAAAGUUUGCUGCCCAGCCAGCGCCGCGGCUUCGCCCCCGCAAGUUCAUGGCAGCUUUUUCAGCAACUACGCGAAGCCCAUUCAGGCGACUAGAGCGGGGCUCCGGGUGCCGCCCUUGGGCGGCCCUCGGGCCAAUUGCUUGGCGAGCUGAUUCGCCGCGGAUGAAAGUUGCCUUCGUUCCUUGGCCACUUCCCGAAGCCCGCAGUCGCGCCAUCAUUCAGGCCCCUGGUCGAUUUUGGGCACCUACUGCUUCUGCCCCGGCCAGUACUUCUGCUUGGCCACCUGCAAGAAAACGCCGCCGGCUCGGUCUCGCCCCUGCCCCGUCGACCAUUCUGAAAGGGCGGCAAACUCUUCCCAGCCUGCCUCUCCAGUUUGGUGGCCAUCGAAAUUGCCGGCCGCUAGCGCGGCUGCCGGACGCCAGGCCGCCAGGCUAGUGCGCGCUCGAUUCCGCUUGUCGCUAAGCCGCCCCAACCGGGGUCCGCGCUUUGUUUCAUUUCUGUACCGCUGCCUCCCACCGCCGCUCGGAACCUUAGCAAACUUCCGCACUUUAGUAGGAAGAAUCCCCUAGUGGGCGUCGCGCGCGUGCUCUUGUUGCCCGUCUUCACAUGCUGGCGCUUAGCCUAGCCCUAAUGCUAAUGCGGGGCCGCUCCCGAAAAAUAAAAAAGGCGGCCGCACUGCGCGCGGGCAGCCGUUGCCAGGUGGCUUCUUUGUCGGCCAGGGCAGUUGCGCGGCGCGUAGUGCUCGAACUGCUGCCGCACUACGAAGUGAGUCUGGGACCGCGAUGGAUCCGCCCCCUCGGUCUCCAAGCGCAUAGCUUUGGCGAUUUCUAAUGGUGGCGACUGCUCCAGGCCAAAGUGUGGCGCGAGCCGUUCUGCCGUCGUGCCGUCUAUGGCCCUGCGAACGCUUCGGUGGAGCCGAGGCGCGGGCCCUGCGAUUUGUAGAGGCCACGCAAAGUAGCGCGACAGGAACUUCAUCUGGUGACGCCCGUGCGUCGGGUGUUGCGAAGUGGCCGACGACGCCUCCGCAAAAGCCUUCGAGGGGGCCGGGGACAGUACGCGCGCUGUGUCCGGGGGUCUCGGUGGCGAAAGCACUUGCAGGGGGGCCGUAGCGUUCUAGAUGCAGAAGCGGCGGCCACUUUUCUUGGUUUUUCGCGGCCUUGCGGCGUGCAGGAGUUGCUACCCGACCGCGGGCCCGGAGAUUCCACGCAGCCCGGUCGCGCUCGCGAGACGGCAGGAAGGUGCCCGACCAACAUGCGGCCAGGCCUUGUUGCGGUCAAUCUAUGAUGCGGCCCCACCCAAGACCCGGGGCCUGACUUAAAGCCGGGCCGGCCCGGCGGCCUCGUUGGUAGCGCCCCAGUCGCUGACCCAUGCCUCGGCCGGCGUUCACACGAAAACUAGACUGGGCGCGGGGGAUGACUGUAAGCAGGCUCCUGAUGGAUCGGGUCUAUCAGUUGGGCCUUUCGCGGGCCGGCCGAAGCAGCGCAGGGCACUUGCGCGCAGCGGCAUCGGGCUGACUUUUUCGCGUGCCACUUUGCAGAAUUCCCUUCGAAGUGUAGCGUGGCGAGAUUUGGAUCAUUUUCAACGUGAGCACAUGAUAGCCUGUUGCAGCUAGCUACUGUCUUGGAAGAAGGGGAAGCAAAGAAAACACUCGGACCGUUUUCAUAGACCCGGGCUCCCAGAUUUUGAUGAUUUCUAGGCGGACGCCGCGAUACCGCACGCAAGCGACCAGAAUGGCGUAACGGCCGAGGCUAUCCAGCAGAGCACACAAUCGCACCUCUAUCGUAGUCAUCAACUAUUUGGAGCUGGUGCAAUUUUUUAGUGUCGCGCGCAACGCAGCGGAACGCCGAUUGCCGCAUGGGAGGAAGGCGGUGGCUUAUCAGCUUGGUCCGCUUGGGGGACGACCCGUCCGAGCCACCGCUUGCAGUGGUCGAAGCUCUCCAUAGGGCAACAAGCGCGGCAGGAUGGGGGCGAACGCCUCCACUGCACCGGGGUGUUCCUCUCGAAUCAGGCACGGGAGGCGCAGCCGCACGUGGUGCGGGCGUGUUUGUUUCGUGUUUUCCACCUGGUCGAGGCACGGCCCUUGUCUAGCUGGAUGGGCGACCGCUAGGACUUGUCGCCGCGCGCACCGAAGCCCCCCGACCUCGCGAGCGCGGGAAGCGAAAGAUGCCGGACUGCUUUCGAACAAAUCUUGCGGGGGGCCUAAGUCCCCUGCUGCCCUCCCUCUUCCUGCGCACUGCAGGCGAAGGCCUCGCGCGCGGAGAUGUAAAGGCUAGCGAGAAACUAAUGGCGGCCGGGGAUUUUCAAGAAAAAAGUCUAAGAUGGCCAAUGCUACAAAUCGUAGGUACGUGUGGCCCACGCGCACCGAGGGCUUUGCCCUCCCCCCUGCUGCGCCUCGUCGAGUUCCAGCCCCAAAAACUCCGGCGCCCGCCGGGAAGGGGACUUCGCUUGCGAAAGCGCAUGGACUUGCAAAGAACUGGAGAAAGUUGGGUGGAGGCAUGCCAAAGAAGGGCGUGGGAAUCAAUCGUGCGGGGGGCCCGAGCUCCCAUCGGCCGCCCUUCCUGCGCAUCCGUCUCUUGAUUUCGAAGGCGACAGCCUCAGGGCUUGGCGCGCGAAGUCGUAAGGGCGUGCGAGGCGUUAAACCAGGACGAAUGCUGCGAGGGCUAGAGAUGAAAUGCCGAAGCGGUAGAAGUUGUUGGGAGUCACUUUAUCAGCUAGUGAAAGGCCACAGAUCAUGAUCAGGGAAGGCCUAAAAACGCGGCGAAGCUAUAGUAUAUUCGGGAAAGCUUGAAGACUAUUGAGACCCUGAAGGCCGAAAGGUGGAAUGGGAAUGGAUGCUGAAAGUAAUCGCGAUCUUUCAUCGCGGAAACUUAGAAGGCGAACCUCUGGCGUCAGGAGGCCCGACGCGUGUUGAGAGCUUACGCGCGGGAAGAAAAUGCAUGUCGAUGGAAAUAGCUUUCGACUGUUGGAAAAGAAUUGAUGGCGCGGGAUACCGCACAGACCCAGUCCGCCUAGCGUAGCACAUACGCAGCUCCGGCAUGUGCUAUAGUUUUUGCUUCUUUCCGUUAGCUGGCACGACAUCAGCGACGGUCUCCAUCCAGCCCCUUCAUGCGUUGCCUCGGGGCACGCAGAGGCUCGGCGCCCCGCCCUGGUCCCAUGAUGAGGCCAGAGGGCAAGAAGCGCAAGUGAGGGAUCGAACGCCGCCGCUGCCUAGACUGGGCGACGCACCUAGUAGGUUUGUUUCCGGCUGGCUACUUUUGAGUGCGGUUAUUUCACUAGCUUCACUGACGAGUUACGCUUACGUCCAGCUAGUUUUAUAGCUCGCUGCGUUUCGAAGGCACUCCCUCGACAAACUACGAAAGAGCUUGGUCGGACCGAUAACGGCAGCAGUUCCGUGUCUGAUGCCUCGCACUCCGUCUUCUUGUGCGGAGGCUUUUGCCUCGUAGCCGCAUCAUCAGCAACGCGAACGCGCGUGAAUUCCAAAUGUUUUUGAAUAGGGUAUGGGUGUGCUUUUCGGUACGAUUGCGUACUACGCCCGCCUAGAAAGUACGAAGCGCGAGCGUAUCAUGACCAGGGGAGUUGUGCGUGAAUCUUUCGCGACGCCAAUUGAUGAGGGAGAUGCUCCUUCUUUGUGCAUGCUGUAGGAGCGGAACGCAGCGAAGAGACUUUCGCGCUGGAGUUGUGUUACGCGUGCCGCCUUCCUUACGCUAUCUUCUAAAGAUGGACACACAGGCUUGACAGUUAGUAAGAAUGACACUGAGGCUGAGGCUCCUCUUGGCACGCGAACGCGAUGUGAUCCUGUUCCUGAGUCUGAAAUGUUUGCAAUGCAAAAAAAGCCUGACCUUGCAGAAAGAGCUUCAACAGCGCGAGGUGGAUCGAGCCAAAGAGGAGUACUUCAGGAAAAUUGGGGCUAUUGAUCACCCUCUCGCAGUCGAACGAGAUUUCGCUUCUCAGUAAGGCGCCAACGCUGUAAUGGGAAUGGCAGAGCUCAUUUACGAUGUAGUUGCAGUGGCAGGUGAAAGAUCUUUAGGUUUGCUGUCACAGGGGGCUAGCCAGCUACGUGCAAAGUUGGUCACCGCGUCUGGGAUGCGUUGCUUUGAUUUUGAUUUUGCCGUUGCUUUGACACUAGCUCGUUCACCGCUAAAGCGAGCAGUUUUUGGUCUUGCUGUAGUGCUUAAGCUCCUUCAAGCUUUUGCAAAGGACUUGUUCUCCGGAUGCAAUAGCUGUAUUUCAGACAGUAACUCGUGCGCCAUAAGACGCGAGCAAAGGGUUGAUUUUGAUUUUGCUCCAAGCCUAGAUGGUGGUAACCGGAGGUGCAGGGCAUGACUCCGUGUUUUUCUGUAUCCCCCCGGCGGCGUCAGUGUGGCUCUCCUUCUGCUUCUACAACAAGGGAGUCAACAGUGUGACCCCUGAGAGGGUGCGUGGCGCUGUGGUUCUUGAGUCCAGUUUGACGUCAGGUUGAGCACCUGAGGCGUGUUGCUCAUCACUGACGACUCUUUGGAGGUUGAUUGGCCCACACGGAUGAUGUAGUAGUGUUGUGCAAGUCUGGAGCUCCGCUGGGGCUGGUUCUCGGACUCACUCACACAACUGGGCGACUCCCUACUCUUGGUCGCUCACCGCUAAAACGACCAGCGUUUGGUCUCGCUGCGGUGCCUAGGCGCUCUCAAGCUUUCGCAACAGACUUGCUCUCGGGAUUCAUUAGCUGCAGAUGUCAGACAGUUACUCGCGGACCAUGAGACGCGAGCAAAGGGUUGGCUUUGUCUUUGCCCCGAUUGGUAAUUCCUUUAGCAGAGCUCGGCUUUUUUGAAAUGCUCAGGACUCUUGUGUCAGCUUGGAAUCAGUACAGUGUGGCGAUUCGUUUUGGAUGCCCGUUCGUGUGUCUUUCUUCUACUUGCCUAGUUAUAGUUUUGUUUCUUAUCUUUCCCUCGUCCUGAUGUGUGGUUCAUCUCUUCGGUUUUCUAUAAAGCGAGCGCGGGGCUUCGAUUUGCCCCUGUCGGUUUUCGUUCCCAUUUCCGCCCGCGGGGAAAGUGGCCGCGGUGUGUGUCGUGGCAGUUUGCGCGAAUUUCCAGGCGUACAGAAGUCGGAUGCGUGCGCGCUUGAACUGUUGUUUAUUUGGUUCGGCGCCUCGCUUCCCUCCAAAAUGCCCUGCGCGCGCGGCGCAUAGCAGAAGAGCAGAUCGAGCGAGGGAGGAGUGCGCCACACGUCCCCGGCCGUGGAAGGGGCCCGCCCGCUAGCCGCUUUCUUCUGAAGCAGGCUCAUGGAGGAGCGCACGCUGCGCCAGCCUGAGGAGGAGCGCCGCAUGGAUGUAAGUCGCUGGACUAAAAAGGAGCCCCCGCAUCUUCUCCGUCUCGCCACCGAGAGUUGUGCCCCCCUACUUCGUCUGGCAGGGGGGGCGCAUCCCCGUUCGGGGCUCCUUCCGAGGCAUGAUUGCGCUGCGCAGGGGCCGGCACCCUCCGCCGCCCCUGUCCAAGGAAGAAGCCGGGUCCUAGUUUUCUGCCGACCGGGAUAAAAGGCCCGCGACAUUGGGUCCGGGCCUUUCUGUUGGGCCCGUCGGAUACAUUUCAGCACACGGCCACCGCAGCGGGGUGGCUGGCUACCUCUAUAUCCUGUCUCGCUGGGGCCCUGGCGCCUCGCGUGCGCGAGGUGACGAAGCUGAUCUCGGGUGCCUUCUUGCUCGUAUGCCUACUUAAGCUCUCUGGCGUUCGAAGUGGUGCUUCGGGACCACUCCUGCAGGAGGCGGUCGGUGUGUCCCCUUCGGCACGGGAGGAGUCUCGUCGCUGCGGAACAGGAGACGGCGGAUUCUGUCGUUGCUCCAGCAGUUUUUCGCGUUACAAACCACGGCGAUUGGCCGUGUUCUGCAUGUCGUUAUGGCUUCAAGUCGUGAAAUGAGCCUGGCCCCCUUUUUUACCUUUUUCCCAAUCAGAAUGUGCCAUUGGCCCUGCUUUCGUGCGAGUUCAAAAAAGUAUAGUCUACCAAGUUCCACAAACACGCGUCGCCCAUUCGUGCAUCUGUGCCAUGCAGUUGAUGAAACAGAAAUGCUCGAAGGGAUGCAAAAGCAGAAGUGCUAUUUGGAGAGCAGAGGGGGCGCCAACCCCUUCCAUUGCUCUGCACCGUGAUCAAUGUCCCCGUUUGCUGUGCAUGACGACGCGCAUCAUCUGACGAUGGUUUUUAUCAAUCAUAAAAGUACACUUGCGUACAGCUCGCGUUGCAGACGGCAGAUAGCUUUGCGCCUCAGCGCAAAGGUCCAUUCUAUAGACUGCAAGGGAGCCCUUUUCUGAUGUAGUCCUGCGACGCAUGUACAAUAUGCGAUACUUUUGCAGUGCAUAGACCCCGAGCGAACUCGGGAGGAGGUGCACGUAUUGCUGGCCAAGACAUGCAGAUCGGAAGCCGGAAUAGCCGCGUUACGUGAGAGGAUAAACGAAAAGCGCCGAGAGGCGGACGAAAUUACAGCUAGAAAGGUCGACCUGGAGAAGGACAUUGACGACCUGACUUUGCAAAGCGAAGAGUAUAGUACAUCGCACUUUUUUGCAAGGCUUUAUCUAUACUGGGCGACGCACUAUGACCGAAGAAGAGACGAAGCCGGAAAGGAGUAGGGGGAACCAGGCAGCAGGGGGAGAGGGAGGAAGGAAGGGAGGAAAAAGUGGGAGAGAGGACGGGGAGGGGGCCCGGGUGCUGCGGGCAAUCGAGGAAAGUGGAUGAAUUCGGGCACGCCAGGAGUGCGGCGCAGCCGUGCGAGAGGAGAAAAGCGCCGAAGCUGACGCGCCCCAGUGAAAGUUGCGAGCAGCCGAGGAAAACAAGCAGCAGAGCCGGCUCGUGCAAAGAACAGCGAGAACGCGCUCGCGGAAAGGUAUUGAGAAAAAGGAGCGGCAGCAGCGCGGCGAAAGCCACCCGAGGGCGGCGGUUGCUCGCGCUUUGGGCGUAGAAGAAAGCAAACGCAAAGGGAAGACGCGCGCUGCCGGAAAAAUGUAGCACGAGGGAGGGGCCGCGCAGAAGAAAAGCGCCGCCGGCUUGGCUAGCGCCGGGGCGGGGGCCCCGAGUCGCUUGCCCGACUUGGCUGUGCGCGCGGCCCGCCUUGCCCUCGCUUUCUAAUGGGUUGCAGGGGGGAGGGCGUUGCGGCCGACGGGUUGGGCGGCCCUCCUCGUUCCCGGCGCCGCGCGGUCCUUGCCGGCAGUGAGGGCGAGUGGUCGACCCUCUCUACGAUGGGAAUGAUGUCGGGGUGUUGCGCACAUGCGUUGAGGCUUUGCCUGCCGUCCUUCCCAUCAUUGCCAGAGCCUGCGCCCCGGCGACAUGACAGGGAGGGCGGCGCGAGGCAUGCGACACAGGCUGCGUGCGCACUAUCUUCGGGCGGUUGGCGAGCCUGUAAGCCCGAGCAGGCAGGGAAAAGGCCAAGGUAACUUUGCAGCGGAGCAUUGUUCUCUCUAUACAUCUACCUUCUUUUUAUCUUUGCAGAAGAUCAAAGCGUUUUUUUUUGCUUUACACCGCUGAAGUACCCGGAGACAGCAACCUCUCCAUGCAGGGUUUAUGCGAAUUCCGAUGAGAAGUCGGAGUAGCUGACUUUUCGUCAUGCCACGCCUCACGUACACCAUCAGAAGUGUAGCAUUGGCGUCGGCCGCAAAAAAAAAGGUAGGCAGUUUGAUGGGAACGCGAGGGCCGGGCCCCUCGUCCUCAGUCAGCCUCGCAGCUGCUUGGUUGAAAGUGGGCAAGCGCGGCCGAAAACAGCCGUAACGCCGCCAGACCCACUCGCGCGACCGAAACUGCCCCCACCCUCCCGGCCUCUAGUGGUAUCAGGAUCGUGCGCGCGCGCUGGUAGGCUCUGCCCACACUCUUCCCCACCGCUUUUAGAGUAUGCGCUCGGACGCGGUGACAGGACGGCGCGGGACAUGUGGAGGAAAUUGCUAACGCGCUGCCCCCGGGAAAAGAAUAUAUAAUGGCUCCGCGCUUAUUUUGAAGGCGUUCCCUCGUAGAACAGGAAUUCCUGAGGGGAGCGCAAAAGUCAUAUAUUUCUCAGGAUCCAGAACCAGAUCAGACUCAGAGUCAGACUGCCUGCGCCACUGGCGCAGGCAGAGGAGCUAACGCUGAAGGGUAGGCGUCUGUGCUAUCUUUGCGCCACGCAUAAUUUUACACAUAUGACAGAAAUCGCGCCGAAUUGAGGGCGAAGCAGCAGGCUUUCUCGCAUGAAACCCAGAUUUUGCAGAAAAUCGAGCAAGCCAGCCGGGAUAUGAAUGCCGAGGAAGCGCGCCUGGAAACCGAGUACAAACGACUGCAGGAAGAGAUGCGGUUGUCGAAGCUGAAAAUCGACGAAGAAAAUAAAAGGAUACGGGCGUCGGAAAAUGAAAACGACAAAAAGUAUUCUGUCAUACGUGGGCGGAAACGCUAUCUAUGUAAGUGUGUCUAGUCAGAGGGCGAGCCUUCUAUUCUGGCGCUUUUUUUGCUACGUAUCGCGAAGUACGGGCGGCGAUUUUUGAAUCAUGUUCACAACAGAACAUCUACGGCGGACCAUCAAUCUUCUUGCGCGCCGGGGUCGUUGUCAAACAAAGCUCACUGACUUCCAUUACAAGGAAAGAGACGCGGUGGAGCCUGCAAGGCGGCGCCCUUUCCCUUCCUAGACACCCAGCGCAUUGCAUUCGCUGAACUGGGGUGACCAAAGAAGGGCACGAAAAAAGCAGAAGCGCAAAAAAAACGGCGAUCCGCUUGGUAUUGGCAGCGUUGCCGCCCUCUCUCUGAGGCCAAUAAAGCGGCCGCUCUGGGCGCCUAUUUGUGUUUCGGGAGCUCUUCCUUACGCGCAUUUGAUGAAUAACACGUAAAAGCGCAAAACUCGCCCAGUCCCGUGAGACAGGCCGCAUGUUGUGUGCCCGCCAGUGGUGCCCGCCCUAACUGGGGGCCUGGAGGGGCCAUAGCAUGCGAGAAGGCUUAGCGCGCUUCGGAGACAGAAGGUCCGCGACUCUUGGUCGCGAUUCCUUGCUACGGCUACUUUUCCACAUCGCCACUUCAUUGCUACAAGUGGACAAGUCUGCAAGUGCCGUUUGGUAUCUGCAAACUAUCCAAAAGAAUGUCGACGCCUGGGAACUACCGAAACGGACUGCAAUAUCCAAGAUUCCCUCAUGCUCGCAGAUAGAGUAGCUUUUUUUCUUAUCGUUUUUCGUAGGUCUGUUGUGCUGAAGGAGAAAUCGAGCAUCCGGAAACAACUUCGCAAGGAGAUUGACGUCCGGCUUACAGGUCUGUCUGACGCGCUUACGGAAAAAACCGUGGAAGCCGACGAGGAAAGAAAAAAGGUACGUCGUAAUUAUAAUUCCUUACAGGAGGGUAGCGCAUGGCGAAAGUUGCACCAUUCGGCGGGCACAUUUCCGAUAUGCGUUGUGCUUGUUUGCAAGUGUAGCACUUCACCGGGGCUCAUGUUUCAACAUGGUGCCUCCAGUCAAAACUGGCCCGCUGCCAAAAUAUUCUAGAAAGGGAGCGCACGCUCGUGAAAAUAGGGGCACUUAACGGACCACGAUACGUCUACGCGUUCUCGCUUCUGUGGAGCCUUGUUUGCCUGCGGAUACGUUCGCGACCCCGCGCACAUUUUCGCAGCAGUGCACGCGCCAGGCUGGUCUGAGCGCUGUGAGCCAUCAGCUGUGGCUCCGCGACUAUUUGUCCGCCUCUACCGCUUUACUUGGUGUGCUUCUAUAGAUGCUAACUGGCACGCAUUCGCCUACCCUCCGGUGCUACCACUUCAUUGGCCUGACCGGCCAGCCAGUCGUCCCAGUUCCCGGCGCGGAUUUUUUUGUAGACGCCCGACCAAUGGCCACGCACUUACCUGAGCUAAGUAUAGUAUAACUGGCAAAGCACUCACCGUCGGCAGCGGUUUCAUUUUUGCAGAAAGUGACGCUCUCAGCCCUCAAAAGUACACGCGUCCGCCCCUGUAAGGGCAAAAAGCAUUUCCCGGGGAGUGGGCGACUCCGCUUUAGCAGGUGCGUUGCGCAGUUUAACAGAAGCGCACAAACCCCGCGGACCGCCGUGCGGUUUGUGGCCAGCGAGGUAACGCGUUGCGGCUCCGUUUCAAAACGGGCAAAGCGCAAGAAGCUAUAGCGGUUUUUGCCCAAAGUAGCUGACCCGAAAAGCCGGCGCACAUUUCUGGUCUGGACCCUGUGGAAGGCCGUUACCCGACUCGACGCACGUUAGCCGGGCGCGCGUUUUUCGUCGUCACACCUCUUAUUUCCGCGGCCGUUCCCCAACACUAGGAGGGCAAUAUGGUGGGCGAAGGAAUUCCAGAUAGGAUUCCUGAGAAGAUUCCUGCCUGGAUUUCCAAACCGGGACGCUUCUUUCCGAAGAGGCCCGACUCUGGUGAGAAUUUCUUUCCGGAGAGGACCGACUCCGGUGAGGACGCUUCUUUCUGGAGCGUAAUAUUUAGUAAGGUCACGAGCAUUCUAGCCUGGCGGUUUUUUUUCCGCCAGGACAGCAAAAAAACUGCCGAAAAUUUUCAAGCCGCCGGCAGAGUUUUGACACAUCUAAACUCAUCACUUAUCAAGCAGCCGAAGAUUUGCUACCAAACAAGCCCGAGGGAAUUCUAUCGAUUGCCGCUUGACAAAUCUACACAGGGAAGUCGGCAACAGGGGCGCCCUUCUGAGGCGCCCGGCGCAAGAUUUGAAGCGCCCAGAACUGGGUGCCCAAAAAUUGCCAAGAAGGCAGAAGCGCAAGUGCGCAUGCUCUUGGCGCCAUUUUUGCCGACUUUUGAAGGCCGCAGAAGCGGCAGCCCAAGUGGGCAACUUCCAAGGUGGCGGGCAGCGCAGAGGCUGCGCUCUUUUGACUGAAAAAACAAAAGAACGCACCUGCCACCGAAAGCCAAUCCGCAUUUGGGGGCCCAUCGGGCCGGGCCGGUCGAGGACCCAGGCGGGGCCAUAGCUGUGUAGAGUAGGUGUGUUUGCGAUGUCGAAAAGCUGCGAAGCUUUUGCCGCGAUUUUUCCUGCAUCUAUGCGCCAGGGCACGCGGACUGGGAUUAACGGCAGGGGUGUCGGUACGGCGCACAGAAAAGCAACGCCCCUCCGAGCCCGGCAGGCGCAUCGCGUCAAGCCCCUGGGCACGGCGCCGCUCUGACCCCAGCACCUCCAAGGAGUCAGCUACCCUUGGCACGCAAUUAGAUCACAGAACCGCUCCGCUCUGGCAGUAAGCAAACGGGGCGCUUUUCGGGAGCGCCCGCUGAAGGGUUUCCGGCGGUUUUGGACUUCCGCGCCGGUUUCAAAAAAAAAAAAUUCGCGUGCGAAAUCAGAACAGCGUAGCCGCACGGCGCGGCCGCGGGCGAUUUCGGAGCGAACAACUUGGGCGGCCGCUGAAGCGGGCACCUUUUCGCCGGCUCCUGUUGCGAAAAAGCUUAGCAAAGGUGGCGCCCUCCAAAAUGAAGCUCGAAAAAGAGAAAGCGCGGCAAGCCCAGGAUGUUGGCCGGCCAAUUUUUGAUCCUUUUCCGACCCCAGACCUUCGGGGCUGGCUUUCGGCGAUGGGCGGCCUACAGUUAGCAGAGUUGGCGGCGCUUCCUUGUUGGCCGCCACCCCGUGCAGCCCUACACGACCCACGAGGGCGCGGGGCGCCCGGACGAAUCAACAUCGUGACGCAGCCCCACCAGAGCAAGAAGGCGCCAGCAGCCCCGCUACCCCCGCCUCGGCGACUCUAUGUAUUGGGUCGGAGUCCUGUGGUCGAAUCGGCCCCCGAUCCACGAGAAGCGGUCGACUUAGGCGAUGCAAUUUGGGCCGGCUGAUUCCGAGAAGGAUCCCGAAAGCCUUCCUGUAGGCCCCCUUGCCCAAAUCGGGCCGUCGGAGGUCUCUCCGGAACAGAGGGCUCCUUCAAGGAUUGCAAAAGCGUAUCGGGAAAUCCGCGGCUCGGGAACCCGAGGCCGCUGCCCUCCCAAGGGCCGGGGGCCGAUUUGGCCAUAGGGGCCCGGGAAGAUCUAGAUCUUACGGGGCACCCGUGUGCCCUAGUCGCGCUGCCUGCGACGGCUACCCCCUUGUUUACUGGGAGGCGAUUCGGCCAGAGGAGUCCGGAGAUGACUCCGACACGCAGUCCGAGAUCCUUCAUGGGGCCCCUGGCCCAAAAUCGGGCUGCGAGAGACGGCGGCCCAAACCGGGCCGCCUCAGAAGGCUGCGUCCCUAGGACGGGGGGCCGACUUGCCCAGAAGUCUUGCAGGGAUUUCAAAACCUCCGCCGGAAUGCGGUGGCCCAAACAAAUCGCGCCGCCUGCGACGGCUGCUCCCCUAGGGGUGGAGGAGCGAUUCGGCCCGGAGGUGCCUCCGGAAAGGCGCCCAAAACCCUUGCAGGAGUCCGCUGGCCCAGAUCGGGCCGCCGGAGAUCGCUGCCUCGGGCCGAAUCGACCAGGCUGGCUACCUCAGAGAGACCCCCUGGAAGGCCAUUGCAAUCCUCUGGCCCGAAUCGAGUCUCCUGGGAAGGCCGUGCCCGACCCCCGGAAGCAUUGGCCCGAUUUUGUCCGAGGACUGUUGGCCUGGCGGUAUGCGCAGCGUUCAGCACGUCGCGCCGAUUCCCCCGGGCUCCUAGCUUCGGCCGACUGCCGGCCCGGCAAACUGGCGCAGAUUUUUCGGCAUACCGGCGGGGCCCUUGCCGCGCCAGGCGCGCCACUUGGGAAGGGAUGGCGCCCCCGGGGGCCAAGAAGCCCAGCCCCCGGCUGGACACGCGACCCCUAUCGCCCUCCGGGCGUGACCUUUAUAUAUGAAGGGUCGCCCGUUUCGCUUUAUGCUGCAAAGGCACGGAAGGCCCACGGGAGCAGUCCCGCGCGCGCAUGGUCUGCAGAGAAGCAGGCGCCCACCUUAUUUGUCGCUGUUUCAUUAGGACCGGCCGACUCUGUUGUUGCCGCCUUACUUGGUCCCGCACCUUGCUGCGAGCCCGGCGCAGCCCGACAUACCCACCACCCUAAUCGAUUGAUAUCGGACGAGGUGAGCACGCGCUGCCCCGUUCUCGUGGGCGCGGUCCUCUCGUCGUUCGAGCGCCGGCACCAGCGUGCCGGGCCCCGGGAGCGCAAGACUGCUUCGAGAAAAUGGAAGCACUUGAUGUACGCAGAAACAAUCUUUCGCAUGGUGACUCAUAUAUGCGAUGUGUAUGCCUUUGUCCGAAUUGGAUCUCAUGAACGAUGAGGUGGAAGAAGAGCGCGCAGAAUGGAGGGGAAAAGCAGCCUACGGACGGAUGCUCUGUUUUGAUCGUUCGGGGAACGGCCGUUGGUAUAGUUUUUUUUGCAAGGCGCGACGUCUCUUGCGGGGGGCCUUUGUAGGCGUGUUUGUAUGAACCCAGGAGACAGCCUUGCUAUUGUUCGCCGAAUCGAAUGCGUAGUUUGACCGGAACCGAAUUUGUAGCCAAAGGAGGUCAGCGGGGCUUCUGAACUUUCAUAAUUAUGAGGCGGAGGAGCAGAGGAAAACACUGGGAAAAGACUGCGACGCGGAACAGAAGAGAAUCGAAAGCCUCUUGCGCGAGUAUCGCAGGGAGAAAAUUUGUGCUACGUGCAAGUCUAUGUUGCAGCAGUUUCUAUUUUUAUUUUUCUGACUCCGUCAAGGCGAAGCCUCCAAGUCCAAAUGCAAAGCACCUUAAAUUGCCAACGGUCUUUGCGCGAUAUUAUAUACAUACUUCAGUAUGCAAGUGCAACUUAUAUGCGCCUGCGAUUAGAUAGCAGAAAUAGAAUGACCUGCAAUGAAUAACAUCUGUUCUAGGAUGUGAAGCACAGGAAUGGUUCCAGGCGUGGACGAAAGAACUACGUCUCGAGUAUGAUGAUGCAUUUGCAUUGUGUACACUUUUCCCACGGAUGACAGGCGGGACAUACUCAACAAGAAUGUUGUCAAAGCGGAUGAGAAGACAAAGCAGCAAAUAGAACUGGUAUCCAUUAUAUUUUGGCGUAUGAGUCUCAAGAGAUUUGCUUUUUCGUCUGCUCAUUUCAUCGUACAGAGAGACAAGCGCCGUCGAUUCUGUGAGUUCUCUUUUUUGGGCAUAGUCCAUGUUUUCGGUCGUUUUGCGCGAUCCAAGAGGUCCUCGUACUUUUCGGACUGGCGUGUUAUACCGAGGCUAGAUCAACACCUUCACCCGAACUGCAACUGGUGCAGCUGAAAGUAAUUAAAACAGGUUCGGAACAAGGAAACGGAAGUCGCACAGCUGAAGAAGGAUAUCGCAAAGUGGAAAGUGGAAGCACAGCGCUUUCGCAAAAAGAUAUUGCAAAUGGAGUAUCUGAUUGCAAAUACAUAUCCCAAUUACAGAGCGACUGCUUUCGAUUCACAGCGGUCCUGCAAAGCACCUCCGCGCAUUGAGGCUUGUGUUUCAAAAAAUGCUGGGUUUCCUUCCGUCGAUGCAUGGUCGGGACUCGGCCGAUUCAUUAGUAUUUGUAUGUAGGCGAGUGUGUGCAUGUGCUCAUUUAUGAACUGGAACUCCGGCUGGUCACCGGAAUCCCAGCGGGGAAGGACCUGUAGCAUAAACAGACACGGCCGCAGUAAGCGACGCAGCCGGUCUCUUUUGGUGUGAAAAAGUCGGAAGAUGUACCACGCACCAGCGUCAGCGACGCGCCCCAAAAGCGACAGCGUCGUCAGAGCCCUGCUGUGAGUCAGCGAGGCCCCAGUGGGGAAAAUCGCCGAGGGCACAAGCUGCGCACCCACCUCCAUAGCGACAGAAUGAGCCGCCCGAGGUCCCCCCGCGCCGAGCUUGGUGCGAUUUGUUACGCAGCGCAGGACCGUGGUGGGGCUGGGCUUUCCGUUGGUUUCGCCGACGCGAGCAGCCCGCGCGACCGAGUUCGACUAUGCCACGCGGCACCUGCCCGCGGCAGCGGUCUCCCGGUCUGUCGGAAUCGUUGCUGGCCCUGCGGGCCCAGCGUCGCAAUUGUUGCGCAUUUGACCGCGCCUGCUUUUCAAGCCAAGCGCGCCCAGCGGACGCCCGGGCGGGCCGUAGGAAAGCCAGACCGGUGGACCGAACACAGGGCAGCAGUGGCCACGCCCUGCAGCAGGCGCACCCCGCGGGCGUGUCCUGGGCGGGCCGGCCUACUGCUAGCGAAGGGGCGAAGCCGCGGGCCCCAUGUCGAGAAUAGCCCCGCGCAUGCCUCGGGACUGGGGCACAGAGAGACACACAGCGCAGCCGGGCAGAACUUGGCGGCUUGGUCCCCCACCCGGGUCCCCGGAACAGCCGCGGGGUGUUCUCCGGUAAAGCACACCGCCCCACGGCCCUGGGAGUACGCUUGCAGUACUCCGGGGACAAGCAUAAGCCCGACCGGCGACGGCACGCACGCUCUGCAGGCGCAGAGCAGCGCCGGGGCGCCGAACACUUGGCAGCCCUUGCGGCCGAGGAGCAAAGGCGCACUGCGUCAGCCUGGCCGCGGCCGCUUCGCGGGGCCAAACAUCGGCCACACGGGCAGGAGCCGCACUCCACAGCAGUCGGCGGAGUGUUACGCAGAAGCGCGCGGCUGAGGUUUCCGGGGGGGCAGACGCCUGGCUUCCACGCGAACAAAGCGGCGCCCCCGCGUGUCCCCUGUGUCCCGACAACACUCGCGCCAAUUUAUUAGGAUCAUUCAGCAGCGGCCUAGUAAUUGGCUAGCUUUUUGACGUCUUGUGGGAGAAAAUGACCUUUGUGCUCGCAGGUGUUUUAUCUCGCGGAGGUUCUUACUGAACAACUUAGCGCCCAGGGCAGUAUUGCCAUCGAUUCGGGACGCUGCGCUCUCAUUCGCCGCCUGCAGAGCCGACGCAACGAGCCGAAAAAAUCGGAAGCGGCCGGCGUUGGUCUCGAGCGCCCGGCGUCUGAGAUUGGGGACGCCGGACCGAAAAUAGAGGAAAAGGCGCGACUCACUUCCCCAAGCCCGUGACCCAUUUCCCUAAGCGCCUCACUCGCGCACCUCCCCUGCCUCCUUUCCCCACACCCUUUACGCGACUUCCUUGUCGGCGGGGAGGCGAUGCAAGAGAGACGACGCCUGUUUAGGGUCUAGGGGGCAGAGUUCGGCGUUUAGGGGCGUCGAGGCCCGGCCCCGCCGAUUUUCUCCCGCUGCAGCCUGGCGCCCACGCCCCUCCUUCGUUCGUGCGGCCGGUGCCCUUUACCCCGCAUUUCUCUGGUUUGCCGCGUAUUGCAGCCACCACCCGGUCUGCUUCCGCCGUGUUCCACAUGCGCCCCGCCCCUUGCGUGCUGAAGAAGGAAGGAGCGCCACAGAGAUUCGCUGGGCUCGCUCUCUCUCCGGCUCGGUGUUUUUGAGUCGCCCAACUGUUGCGCAGAAUAGUAGAUGGGGGGCCGAAGGGCCUCGGCUUUGCUUGAGGGAUCGCGAAUACUUAGAGGCGCUGCGAGAUCAAAGAGGGCCGCUCUUUUUGAGUAUGGCGCGUCCCGUCCCCCGGUGAGCGCUGGCCAUGGCUAACGACGGAGGGACCCCCCUCGAGGCCUCUCCCGGAGAGGUACCGGGGCGCCAUACUUGUCGAGGUUUUGCAGCUGCUGCAAAGGUCAGGCACUUCGUUGCAGAUAGCCACCGGCCUGCGACAUUUUUCGCCAGCAUUUCCGCAGCACGAAAGGGCGCCGCGCUUCGUUCUGGAUGUGCACCCCGAAAGCCUUUCAAGUGGGGGCCGUUUGGACAAACUUCAGGCGGAGCGUGUCAAUCUGUUUCGUCAUUACCAUAUAAAGAGGAGCACUGCUCGGAGGCAGAUACUCACCUGCGAGGCCCGCGACGACGUCAGCCACUGCGCCCGUUUUAGCCGCUUCUUUUUUUCUGUUUCCCCUGGGUAGCAGGAAAGUUGUCGACCAAUCGCCGAAGCGAACCCUUAACCGCUUUGCCCCUUUACAGGCCUGCGCGCCGCGGUUCGUUCCAUUUCUCCCCCCCCGCGUGUCUGCCAGCAGGCGGGCGGCUGGGUAUGCUCCUUCUCGCCCCCUUGGGUGGCAUCUGCGCCCGAGGAUGCAGAACGUGGCCUGCUAGCGGGCGGCCGCGCGCGGUUUCCUUUCUUUGAGGGCGGAGUCAGUGAAGCGCUUUGGGGAAUUGGGGCGACGAGGGGAAGCGGCGCGCGCUGAGGAAGCCGGGGUCUGAGGGAGCGGGUUUUGGCUCCCCGGCUGCCCCCCGUCUUCGAAGUAAUUACUUCCGCAGCCUCGGAAAGCCCGGGGAGUGCUGUGGUGGGAAGUGAGUCGCGCCAUAUCCGGAAAAAGAGCACGGAGGGCGCCGCCGCUUGAAAAGAGCGGCGCCCGUAUGAGCUGGGCGCUUCCAUUGCUCUUCUUGCAGCGCUGCGCAAGUGCCAGCCAGGGCCGGCGCCUCGGCGGGCGGAGGGCAUGGCAGGGGAAAAAGACAAAGCCCGGCAAACCCCCUGGGGGGUAGGGGUGUUUGUGCCUUUUUUGCCCCGCAUGUUCCGAUACCCCGCAAAAAAAAAUAUAUGAGGCUUCUGCUGGCCAUUCGUAGCCGUGUCCACCAUGGUCAGGUUUAGGAUCUUAGCAGAUUUCCAGUUUUCCAGUAAGGGCGCGCACUGCCGGGUAUGAAAAAUAGCAGAGCGCUAAAAAACGCUGACGCGCACCCUGUAACGAUCUACAAAAGACAACUGUUGGCGGUUUUUCAUCGUAAAAAACCAACGAAAUUUGGGAAAGUGAAAACCACCAGAAGCCUUGCCCUUCUCCGGGUUGCAAAGACUGAAACUAACGAAACCAGUCAGCGGAAGAGAGUUCUGCGAUUUGCGCAGCAACAAAAAUGCUGCGAAGUUCUCACGAGCUUCUAUAAAAAUGCACAGGCUGAUUGAACCUGUCUAACCCUCCGAAGCUUUUGGGAGGAGCGCCGAAAUGUCUUGUCCAUUAUGGUAUAUACAUAUAGAUCAAACCAGCACGCAAGUAGUUUCGCUUCUGUAUAUGGAAGAGUUUUUAAAUGUCAUUCGAAAAAGCUUCGGGAAGCAGCGGCUGUGGAGCUGUCGGUCGCGAACGCAAAAUACUACAACGGCCUGGAGGAGCUCAAAGCCCGUGAUGAACGGCUGCACGAAAUCCACAAACAAAUUUCGGACGUCAACACAAAGCUGGCCAACCAGAAGAGUCUUUAUGAUGCGGUGGUUUCGGAUCGUAUUCAUAUACUUACAUACAUAUCUUUGAAUCGGAUUGCGCUACACUUUUUCACAUUCUGGCCGGCCGGUAGAGUACCAUCAUGAAAGACGAAUUUUCGCAUGUCUGAUCAUAGCAAUGAACUCGGCCACACAUGCGUUGUCCCUUGGGCUUGGCUAGCUCGAUACAAAAGAAGUGAAGCGAUAAAACCUGAAAAACAAAAAAAAAAUAAGCGCUCAGCAGACGCCAUGAAGCGCAAUGCUUUUAUCUGCAGCAAGCGCGUACUACAAGAAAUUUUGCACCCGGCUGCAACAUGUCGCCCGUCCUAAUAUCUCAGCUCCUGAUCUGCGCGGUGCGACAUAUCGCAAGCACCAGAGUGCGAAAAGCCCGCCCUGGAAGAAGGUAGCUUCGCCCAAGUUUCAUAGCUUAGUGUGUGUGUGUGCCUUUGCGUUUGCGCAAGAAAGAGCUUGGAGCGCGCUUCGCAGACCGGUCGUCGUGGUGAGACGUCUCACUCCCACUUAGAUGUCCGGGCCUGACGGGGGAGCUCAGGCCUCGGGUACUCGAAGUCCGUUUUCAGACUGACACUCAGGUCUACGUCUAAUGCGCGAACUCAGAACAAGUCAGCGCUUUUCCUUUGACUGAAGGUCAAACUUAGUGAUCGAAAUCAGACUGAGACUCAACGGGAGUUCGGGUCCUCGGAAAACGCAAGCCCAAAACCCGGACUUAGUCUCACACUUUAACGGGACAAAGUAUAUGCAUGACUAGUUUCUGGUUCGCAAAUGAAAAUACAGCAAAACAGUCCUCUUUAAUUCGGUUACACUUGAUGGUCAUUGCUGCUGCUGUACACUCACUGCACAGGAAACAUGUACUCGAAGAACUUGAUCGCAUCGAACGAGGAAAUCGCGGGCAUGGAGGUGCAGUUCAAGGUGAUGCACAACGAUAUAUCACUAUCAUGAAGAAAAAAAGCCUCCUCUCGGAAGAGUGUGGACGUUCGCACGCUAGAGACAGAAAGAGAGAGGUAGAAGGCCAAGAAAAGUCAUCUCUGGACGUAUUUGUUCCCACCUGUCGGAUGCCACAGGCAUUUCGAGCUGCUGCGCACAAGCGGGCUAUGAAUGAAAGGAGUUGUUCGGAAUAUGGAAUAGAAUGAAAAAUAUGGUAUCCGGGUAGACCAGGGCCCCUGCUCAGACCAGGGCCCCUAGACCAGGGGCCCCUGGACCAGGGCCCCCAUGGACCAGGGCCCCGACGGACUGGGGCCCCUACGGACUGAACGGCGUCCCGGAAUCUGGUACACGGCGAGGCGCGGCCGGAAGCGGAGCUGUCUAGCGGCGUAUCAAGUCGAAAUAAUCUGGGCCUACUAGCGUACAAAUAAUAGUACAGCGUACAAGUAUCUAGCAGCGUACAAGUAUGCGUGUCAUGUAAGUCGUAUUAUCGGGCCAGGAAGUGGAAGUAUGCAGGUCACACGUAAUAUGUGGCGCAGUCUGCUGACUACUCACAGAUCGACGGGCGCCUUUUGUAUUCGAAAUGUUUCGCAGCAACAGCGACAGCACUGCUCGAGUGGACAGUGUGGAUACAGCUCAAACUGCUAACGAGAGACGUCUCGAAUGCAAACGCCCGCAGAGCGAUGCCCCAACUUCUCCAGAUCCAUCCAGACUCCAGCACACCAGAUUCCGGGACACCAGAGUCCGAGACACCGCGCAGGCCCCAGUCCGUACGGGCCCCAGUCCGUAGGGGCCCUAGUCCCAGGGGCCCUGGUCUACACCUUUACCGAAAAAUAUUGCUAAUGAAUAUUAAAACCCAGUCACCGUCAGUUGGGUAAAUCAUUCACUCACCCACUAUGGUGUCACUACAGGGAAGCUGGUAGCUAGAGCUGCAUGACCUAGCGCUCGCAUGUGCUGGUGUGCUGGGCAUCAACAGGAAACGCAUCUGCGUGCUGUGAUAUACACCCAUCGCAAAAUAAAGAGCGAGAAGGCUUUGGCGUUGCCAUAUGGGGCCAUCCCGUAUAUGCUACUUCUAAAGCAAUAUUGCUCAAAUGAACGGAGGCUUUUUUCAAUAUGAAAGUUUCAAGUGAAGGACGAAAUUCGCGAAAAGGAUCACAACCUAAUUCGGGAAAAAUUUGAAGAGCAAAAGUUGGCGAAGGGGAACGAAGCUAUCAGGGAAUCGCUGGAGCGCAGCAGGAAGCGAUUGUUAAAUCUGACCGGCAUCAUUCACACACAGCAACAAGAAGCCAAGAAGCUUGAGAAAGUCAUCCAGACUGCGGAGGCGGAAAAGCUGACACAGCAAAAGGAGUGCAAGGGCGUCGUGGACGAACGCGGGGUCUUGACUAAACAGCUCAUUCGCCGCAACGAAGAACUUGAAAAACUCUACGAAGGACUGAAGGUUCAGCAGUCAAACAUGCUUCACGGCGAAAACGAAUACAAAGCUGUCUGCGACUGUAUUUUUUUUGUCGGAUAUAAAAAACAUACUACACAUCUUUUCCUGGAGCGGUAACGAAGCGUAAUGUAUUUUGAAGGACGUAUUAGACUUAGACACAGUUGAUCGCGAAAAAAAGGCGACGAUGUUUGAGUGCAAAUUAAUAUGUGCCCGGGCGGAUGUGUCUGGGUUCCGGUCAUGUUAGUCAGGGCCAAGGCUAGUCAGGCGCUCUUUCUUCAAUAUAUAUUGCUUCAAGUCUCUAAUAUAAGUAAUGCGAUGGCUAAUGCGUGCGGUCGAUGGUGACCGUGAUGGUGAUCAUGGAUGUCGAGACGAAUUCGCUCGCGAUUUCGUUUCGCUGCUUUCCACCUUCGCAGCUUCUGUCCUCGCCUGAAAGACGACUCGGACCUUGUCCCUUAAGAGCAACGAUUUGGAAACUUCUCAUCAAGGCUAUGAUGAGGCACUCAUCCAAGUCGAAAGCGCUUAAUGGAUUGCAGCUUCAGGCUUUAGAUUGAUUUUGAUAUGAUAGCCCGCUCGACCAUGCUUUUGCCUCUGCGGGUACUGAAUGAGAUCAGCACGCUUUGCUUUGUUGCCCUUGGUCGAGGAGCUGCUGGCCUCUUCGAUGUCCUUCAAAUCUCAUGCGACAGUUGUGUGCGCUUUUCACAGGCCCAUCUGGACGUAUCACGAACUCACCUGAAAAGUCGCCUUCGUAGUGCGCAUUUUUGUUGUUGUAGAUAGUAGUAUGGCGGCAGCAAGGCCCCCCCCGUUGAGAAGCUGCGAUAUCGGUCACUAUACAACACAGCUGUGGUCGACAUGCAGAAACAGAUAGACAAGUUGAAGGACGAGGUGCAAAGGUGUCGUGGGCAGAUGAGUUCUACGACAAACAUCAAGCGGGAGAUCCACCGCCUCGAGCGCGAGCUCAUACACGAACAAUGCAAGGUGAAGCACCUGGAAGAGGAAAUGAAGAACCCCAUGAACGUAGCUGCAAUUCUUUGUGCGUAAGCGCUAUCGUUCUGAUAGCUACCUGAUGUCCAAGGACUUGUUCUUUCUACUAUCAAUACUGGUGAUGUUGUCUUUAGCGAAAGACUAGCCGAUGAAGGAAACACAGUGCGGCUUGCAAUGGGCGAUCGGGCCAGGAUAUAUAGCAAUCCCCAACCACAGGUACAUCGAUGGCGCAGACUGGAAGGGUCAGAUCCGCAGUCCUAUGAGCUGCUACACAACAUUAAGAACUUGCAGCGUAGACUCAUUACAAAAACGGAAGAAGUCAUCGAGUGUGACAUGCUGAUCCAGGAAAAGGAAAAGCUUUAUGUACAGCUUAAGAACAUCCUGGCUCGCCAGCCGGGUGCUGAAGUGUCUGAGCAGCUCACUUGGUACACAAAGUCCCUGCGAGACAAGAGUAACCAGAUGCGGGCCAUGGGGAAGGAGCUUUCCGGAUAUCACAAGUCGUGUGAGGACCUGCGAUUAGAUGUAAACCGUUACAAGAACGAGCUGCAGGCAGCAAAAAGCGACUACUUUGCGCGAAGAAGAAGAGGCGAGCUCUUCACUACCGCCCGCGACUCGCCUGCGAUUGGAAACACCGUCGCAGCGCGCAUGGCACCUGAUGCAGGCGGCGGUAGCGAGACAAGGUGACUCAGAUCAUUAAGUGUGAAGUAUUUGUUGCAGAGAUAUUCAUUUACGGCAUGAACAAGAACUCCUCUAGGAUAUCAGUUGGAUGCGCGACCCCGCAUCGCGAUACUCCUUGACUUGACAUUGGACCCGUCGCAGUCGCGCCCCUUAUGUCUGCGUUUAUAAACGCUCUGCACCAUCAAAAGCGUAACUAGACUCAAAAGUUUCUCUGUUGAAAAAUUCGGAUCAAUAAACGAAAGAGUGCGGCUACAGAAGAUUGUUUAGUUUUUCAGCCUUCGAUGAUAAGCAGCAGAAGAAUGAAAAUUUUCAGAAGAAUCGCUCGAAUUAUCUCGCUAGCCAGCACCGUUUUUUUUUGCAAAUUAUGCACUGGUUCGAAAGUGGACACGGAAAAUUGACAAGCCUCGAUGGAUAUGGAUCAAAAAUUACUGCCUAAAUCAUCGAAGAUUUUUUCCUCCAAUGAAGGUCAAAAAAAUCGAUACUGCAAAAAUAUUGGGUUUUACCCAAAAAAGAUGUUCCUUAAAUUUGAGAUCAGUCGCGUUAACAGGUUUGAACUACAGGAGGUAGCAGCUCCGGAACCGCAUGAAAAGUGUUGACAAAUAUCGAGGCAUUCAGCGGCUCGAUACGCCAAGGCGUAGAGGAUCGCACUUUGCAUUUUGCUGACCCUACGCGAGUCCGAAGAUCAGGAGAAUUAGGAAUAGUUGAAAAGAGCGCACGCAUGCGUAUACGCUUGAAAAUGACAGUUGUUGUCUAUGACGUGGCCUGGGUACGCGCAGACGAGUCGUCGCACCAAAUCUUUUGCAGGGCUUUGCAAUGAUAAUGUUUGCGCGCUUUUCAU